AUGCGUUCCCCAACAUCCGCGGCUGCAUGGUGCCGCCCUGCCAUGCUUGCUGGCUCGGCCUUCCAGAAGGGAUUGGCAUCUCCGCUACGCCUCGGCGUCGGCCUGCAGUCUGCACUGCUGCUCCGCUCUCGGCCCGUCCUGCCCUCCCGCAGCCUGUCCGUGGCCACCGUCUCGCCCUACACUCGUUCCAACAACGACCACGGCCGCUCCCAUAACGGCUACGCCUCAUCUUCUUCUCAGUCGUCCCGCAUUUGGUACCUGGCCGCCGCUGCACUGCCCUUUACGGUGGCAUCUGACUCCCCUGCGCCAACCUCGGCGUCAUCCUGGUCGUCUUCAAACGGUGCACAUGGUCUUCCGAUAAACGCCGAGGUUGUCAGCGAGGUGUCCAAAGGCAGCGUUAUAGGCUUCCUGAUCGGUCUCUUCGUGAGUACAUUUUCAAGGACGCUUGUGUUGCUGCUCGGCGCUGGCAUUACCUUCCAGAGUCUGGCAGCUCGGGCUGGCAUCGACCUUGUAAAAUACCUCCAGCUGAAGGAGCGCUUCAAGUCCUCCCGCAUCCUUGCCUCAUUGGCCGAGCACACCGCAUUCAAGCUAGCCUUUGGCAUCACGUUUGCCAUGUCUGCCUUUAUGUACAUCUGA
Molecule: messenger RNA, 636 nt
Organism: Sporothrix brasiliensis 5110
Lineage: Eukaryota; Fungi; Ascomycota; Sordariomycetes; Ophiostomatales; Ophiostomataceae
Exons: 2
Coding region: 1-636 (211 amino acids)
Source: RefSeq, a predicted model, not a curated record